AUGAAAGUAAUCAAAGACAAGGGGCAAAUUACAAGACUAUUUGCUUUAGAAGUUGGAUCAAGAGGCAUGGCAGGUACAUCAGUAUACAGCCUACUGAAACAUCUUGGGAUGUCAAGUCAGAGAAGGUCCAAGUACUUGAAAGAACUGGCAGAAACAGCAGGGAAGGGGAGAUGUUAUAUACAUACUUUCCAAAAGUGUUACUGUCGAAAUUGCAUCAGUUUCAUUGAGUACCAUGUCUGUGAAACAGCUUUAAGACUUAAACCUUAUUGCAACAGUACUUUUACAGGAGAUGAGGGAAACUUCAGUUUUGGAAUUUACAAUAAGGAUGUCACAAUUUAUCCAAGCCCUUCACCUCAUCCUUCUGGAAGCAGCAAAAUCAAGAUACAGAACAUUGUUGAUUAUGGUUGGGAAUAUCGUUAUUUUUGGGGGAAACUAGUUGCAUGCCAUAAUUCUUCCAAGUAUUUGGCAUAUGUCAUCAAAGCUCCAAACACUGUUUGUGGUGCAGUCAGAGUUAUGAAUUGUGUAACAGGAGAGAGAGAACUAAUCAAAGGAAUGAAGGGACAGGUUGUGGACCUCUGCUUUGCUCAUUCCUCACCACAGGUUUUACUGGCAUGUGUUGAUGAGACAGGAUGUAUGUUUGUAUACGAGAUUCUAGAAGAAAAUGAAAAGCUACAAUGCAAAUUAAUGCUGCAGGUUGAUCGUACUGAAGAACCAAAACCUGGUGACAUCCAUCGGGUGAUUUGGUGCCCCUUCAUUCCUGAUGAUCCUGGUGUUAGUGAAGAUAUUGAAGAAAGCAUCCUAGAGGACAGUUCCAAACUCUUGGUUCUUACCCACAAUGAACAAGCUGAGAUGUGGCAUGUGGACAUGGUUUCGAGGGAAUAUGGUCAUGGUCCUAUAAUGGUGGAUCAAGUAGAAAUUGGCUACCAGGCAUUUCAGGAACAUCAGAAGCCCAUUAUAGAUGCAGCAUUUUCACCGGAAGGUACAGCUUUAGCUACAGCCAGUUUAGACGGUGAAGUAAAAUUUUUCCAGGUCUACAUGCAAAACAAAUCUACUUCUCCAAGAUGUUUGCACCAGUGGAUUCCUCAUGAAGGAAAACCCUUGUCAUGUCUGUUUUUUUUGGACAAUCAUAAAGAUCCUAAACCAGAUAUUCAGUUUUGGAAGUUUGCUAUAACUGGAGCAGAGAACAAUCAAGAGCUGAAAGUGUGGAGCUGUGAAACAUGGGAGUGUGGUGAAACAUUUUUCAGAUUUACUCUAAAGAAAACUGAUAAUGUUCAGCCAAGUUUGCGAGCAGAGCUAGACCGUUCUUCAUCACAUCUUCUCUUGUCAGACAUUAACAGAAAUGGUCUCUAUGUACUUCAGAUCCAUCAGGAUCAUGCACAUAAUGUUGUAAACAUUUGCUCAGUAUCAGAGUUUUUUCUCACUCUACCAGUGUUAAGCUUAUCUAUAAAAGAUGCAGGAUUCUGCAAACUGAAGUCUGUAAUUGGCCUUGAACACGUAGAACACAUGGGACAAGACUUGGAAGAUAACCAUGAAGAAGAUGACUUAACUGAGACUUAUGUGAAGGGAACUGUGAUCAGACUCUUCUGGAUUAAUACUAAGUCCCUUCAAGAUUGUCGCAUUGUCUACCAAUCUGCUGUACCUGUACCUCAGGAUAACUCUGAAUCUCUGAGUUCCUUGUCUCAUGAUUCUUUUGUAUAUCGUGAUGGUUUGUCAGACAUUAGUGUAGAUAACCAGAAUGGAGAAAAUGAUGUCUGUGUAGAAAAGAAACCAGUGAAUUCAACAGCCACUAUAUUGGCACAAACUCCUGUGUUGUCUUCCUCAGUAGUAUCUCUCUCCACUGUAACACCGAUAACUCCAGGAACAGUUUCUUCUUAUUCUACAAAUUUUCAGUCUUCAACGGAAGUUCUUCUUACUCCAGAUCACUUUACUUCUCCAUCACACACCUCUGGUUCUCCUGCUGUCUCUUCUUCUUCAUUCACUCCCUCAUCAGUUCCCCUUCCCCCAGUCACUCCUUCAGAAGAAGUCAACCUUGCUACAUGCAACAAUGAAGAUAACAGUAAUUUAGCAAGUCAAGUUCAUGAUACGCCUUUGGCAACCUCUGAGAAAAUCUCUAUUCCUCGUCGAAAGUCCUCCCAUCGUAGUUCAGCUAGCACUCCUAGCCAAGAAGUUGCCAGCAUUCUUUCAUCAGAUAGAGAACUAGAAAAGCAGGAUGAUGCAGAGUUUGCUGAAGAUCAACAUACAGAAGAUUUGGGAGAGGAACUUGGUUACCAAGACAAUAAGUCUACCUACUCCAUGGGAGAGAGUCUAAUAUGUAAUGGUUCUACUGUAUCUGUCAAUGCUUUAUCAGAGUUCAGUCACAAGGCUCAGUUUGGAAGUAUGGAGUGGCCCCAUGCUCCAGACCCUACCAAAGAUUAUAGACUUGCCAGUUCUGGAUCUGGAACAGAGAUAUCACAAUCAACAGAGACUACUCAUACCUUCCCACAAGAUAGCAGUAGAUACAGCUUGCAUAGACUGGAAGUGAUUGUUGAAGGAUUGUCACGUAAAGUAUCUUCUAUGAUGGAUCUGAUGCAUGCAGAGAGAUCUGAGAUACGGGAAAUCCAGUCUACACUGAGAGAACAAAUUCAGCAACAUAAGGUACUCCACAAUCAAGUCCAACGUUUGGAACGUUUGGACAGUUCCAUAUGUUCCAGAGUUGAAAAUGUGUUAACAAAACAGGCACAAUCUGAAUUUACGAAAAUGCAAACCCUGUUUACUAAGAGAGAAGACUCAGACCGCCAGUGGUUAGAAAGACAAGCCUCGACACUUUCUCAGGCAGUAACUUUAGCUGUUGGCAACAAAUUAGAUAAAACCAUAAAAAAUGAAAUAAAAAAUUUGGUUCUGCCAAAUCUGACAAAGUUUUUUGACAAUGUUAAGGAUCAGAUUCAACAAGAAGUCACUCAGAAACUAACAGCAGCAGAUAAUGUUGUAAAGGAUAACAUAGGAAAGAUGAUGAAGAAUAAAAGUCUGAUGGAUAACAUAUCUCAGUCUCUGGCCACUAGUGUCCAUUCCCAAAUCCAGGACUCCUGUAGAGAAGUUUUCCAGGCUUACAUCAUUCCAUCAUAUGAAAGAGCUUGUCAGCAACUUUUCCAUCAACUUAAUGAUACAUUUCAACAUGGAAUCAAAGAGUACCUACAACAGACUGAAAGCUGGAUUGAAAGACAGAUACAGCAAAAUCAAAAUGUAACUCAAAUCAGCUCGGCACAUCUGGAUCAACAAUUUUCCCAGAUCCAGUCAGCUUUGGAGAAACAUGUUAGUAGUUCACUACUUGGAUCACAAGAUAAGAUCUCUCAGAAGUUCCAGGAAAAUUUAAACAGAGCUCUAGAUGGGCUAAUAGGACGAGUACAAACAACCACUCGGGAUGAGGUACGACUGGCCUUACAGGAACAUCAGGCAUCUCCUGAUGCAUCAGUUUCUAGUCUUCGUUCUCGUGCCAUUACUCCAGUUCCUCACUGUGAUCCUCAGACCCAGUUACAGCAAAUUCUUCAUCUCUUUAGACAAGGUCAAGUGAAUGCUGCUUUCCAGCAGGCAUUGUGUGUAUCUGAUGUUAACAUUGUGCUGAAAGUGUGUGAGAGUGUCUCAACAACACAGGUGUUUGGUCCACCCUGUCCACUUCAACAGCAAGUUCUUCUUUCCCUCAUCCAUCAGUUGUCUCAAGACUUUUCCACCAAAACUGAAUUAAGAUAUAACUACAUUUCUGAAGCUCUGAUGAACUUGGACACUAGUAACCCCUUGACAAGGGAACACUUUGGACUUGUGUUGUCUACCCUUGGGCAGAAAUUAAGCACCUUCAUCCAGCACAAUCCACAACACAAACAGAUUCGUAACUUAAAGAUGUUAAGGAUGGCAGCUCAUAGCCUACAUAGCAAUAAUAGCCAAUCUUUCCAACCUGUUUAAUUAAACCAGAUGUUACUCUUUUUUUUUACACUUUAUUAUUGAUCAUUUGCUUUUUUUUCACUUUUAUCUUCAUAUUCUUUUUUUUUUCCCCCAACAUAAGUUGAUAUUUAGUUUUAACUUCCAGAAUGAGCUGAACAAUUUAUUAUGUUUAAUGUAAAAUGCUUGUCAUUAGUAUUUUAAUUUUAGGAAGGUUUGAAGAAAACAUGUUUUAAUAAAAAACCAAGGUGAAAGGUUUAGUUAACCUGCUGGCACCAAAGAAAGAAUUCUAGUGCUUCCAUAGAAUGUUCACUUACAUGCCACUUAACACUGAAGAACAGCUUUUUCCUAUAAACACCAGUGUAGAUCCUUUUUUCUGAAUUGGUAACAGGUUAGUAUCUCAAUUUAUAUUUUCUCUCUACUAAAAUAAAAGCAGUAAAACAUAAGAAUGCCCUUGUACAUUCCAUUUUAGAAUGAAUACUGAAACAUAUACAACUUUUUUUCCCAUUAACAUUGUUCCAGUUCUAAUACUCACAUUUAGGUGGUUUGGUGAGUUUAACCUCUUCCUGUGGAUAAAACACUGUAGGUUUUCAUUUCAUCGUACGAAGCUAUAUCUUCCGUGCAGAAAUUGUUGUGUAUGAAAUUACCAGAUUGCUCUUGAAACUGUAUAAAAUAUAACUGUCUUGUUGAUAAACAUUUUUCUUAACACAUUGAUCUAAAGUAUUUGGGUAUAAAAUGAGAAUUAUAGUAUCCUAAGAACCUUGACCAAACAACUUGUGUUUUUAUUUUAAAGUUAUAGUGUAUUAAGCCAUGUUUAGAAUCUAAGACAAACUCUACUAUUUGAACCACAGUAAUUAUUAUGUUUAUGUCUAGGUACAGCCAUGUAAAAAAAAAAAGGUGUACUUUUUUUUUUCACAAUAAAAGUGUAAAAAUUUCAAGUUGGAAAAAUUUACAGAAGAAAUAACCGGUUUACAAAGGUUAAUAUUCUGAUAUUGUGUUUUGAAACUACAAAAUGUAAGUUAGAGGUUUUAUGUAAUUUCUUAACUUUGUCAGCUUAAGGAUUAAAAAUGAUUUUUUAUAGUCUAUUAUGUACCAUUUAUUUGAGUACCACAUUAUGCUGUAUAUGUUCUAAAAUCAGAACACCUGAUUAGAACUCUUGGAUGAGGUAUCUUAACUUUAGUAGCCCAUGUAGUGUAUAUUACAACUAAUAACCCUGUAAAGAAAGUGUGUACUCUGGUCGUACAAGCAUAUCUUUUUCAACAUAUACCACAACCAUUGAGAAUAAUGUAAAAUAAAGCAAAGUUAAUAAAGAAGUUACUUUAAA
This is a messenger RNA of Limulus polyphemus (Atlantic horseshoe crab), 5233 nucleotides long. It is a transcript of the gene Ge-1, whose product is annotated as enhancer of mRNA-decapping protein 4-like. The transcript has 27 exons. The coding region runs from base 1 to 3933 and encodes 1310 amino acids. Gene Ontology annotation, biological process: deadenylation-independent decapping of nuclear-transcribed mRNA. NCBI's taxonomy places the organism in Eukaryota, Metazoa, Arthropoda, Merostomata, Xiphosura, Limulidae. Gene Ontology annotation, molecular function: protein binding. The record is from RefSeq and is a predicted model, not a curated record. Gene Ontology annotation, cellular component: P-body.